Molecule: messenger RNA, 5699 nt
Organism: Oryzias melastigma (Indian medaka)
Lineage: Eukaryota; Metazoa; Chordata; Actinopteri; Beloniformes; Adrianichthyidae
Gene: pde4ba
Product: phosphodiesterase 4B, cAMP-specific a
Exons: 14
Coding region: 725-2944 (739 amino acids)
Biological process (GO): signal transduction
Cellular component (GO): perinuclear region of cytoplasm; cytosol; nucleus
Molecular function (GO): 3',5'-cyclic-AMP phosphodiesterase activity; transmembrane transporter binding
Source: RefSeq, a predicted model, not a curated record
GAAUGAAACGGCAAGUGAGGCGUUCGCCUGCAUGCUGUGCUCAUCUCUCUGACUGUGCGAGUGAAGGGAAAUCUGACUGGAGGCUCAGCAUAGCGAGAGUCACUCUGACACUCACCGGGAGUGCCUUUGGGAGAGAAGGUGGGGGGUUGUUUGCGGAGUGAGGUGGGUCAGUCAAGCAGUGGUUCAUGGUGGGGGGGGGGAGCCAGACAAGAGGAGAGAGCAGUUUUCAGCCCUUCUGAAUCUUUCAUAAGGAAGAUCCUCCAACAUCAGCCUACCUGGACUGAGAGAGUUGGUGCCGAGGUGUGCACUUAGCAGACACUCAGGAGGCAUAAAGGAAAAAGGACUUUACAGCAGAGGAACAUGGUCAACGGGAAGAGGAAUUUUCAGCUUGGGUUCAUGUCAUAGAGGUUUUCGAUCGGAGAAGAUCAAGAUGAAGACCCUGGCAUGAGUCGACAAAAAGGAAAAGGUAAAGGACGCUGCAGCAAGCUGACUAAUCCUUAGAUCCUUGGAGAACCGGGUAAGCGGCAAAGAACAAAACCAGAAACAAAGCAUCAGAAUGGCAUAGCAGAGCUUGUAUUCUCCAUCCAUGUCAUGCCAUGCUUACCUGUUAUUCAUAUAAUCAAAGGCAGUCUGCUGUGUAUGACUGACUGGGGCAGGAUCUGGACAUAAUUUGGCUGAGUUUGACAGGAAUAGAACUCGGAGAACUCGACCCCAGCCUGCAGGCAUGUCAUCCAACGAGCUGAGCGUUGAGAUGGACUCCUGCAUUCGGACAUUCAAGGAGCACAUGCACCUGGAGCUGGAGCCUCCCAAAAUGCCAGGUGUGGUUGGAGGCAAGAGGGGCGCCACGUCACCCAAGCUGUCCCCGAGAAGCUCCCCGCGCCUCUUCCGCAAGCUGAUGGUGAACAAAAGCAUCCGACAGAGGCGGCGCUUCACUGUGGCUCACACCUGUUUCGACGUGGAGAAUGGCCCUUCUGCCAGCUGCAGCCCUCUGGACCCCCAGGCCUCCCCCGGCUCGGGUCUGGUCCUUCACACCAAUUUCCCCGGACACAACCAGCGGCGAGAGUCUUUCCUUUACCGCUCAGACAGCGACUACGAGCUGUCGCCCAAGUCCAUGUCACGAAACUCCUCAAUCGCCUCUGAACUACAUGGUGAUGACCUGAUCGUGACACCCUUUGCUCAGGUUCUGGCAAGCCUUCGAAGUGUAAGAAAUAACUUCACCGUCCUCACCAAUGUCCAGUGUGCCUCCAGCAAGAGGUCUCCUGCAGCAUCAACUCAGCCUCCAAUCACCAGAGUUUGUCUCCCAGAUGAGGCGUACCAGAAACUGGCCGUGGAGACGAUGGAGGAGCUGGACUGGUGUCUGGACCAGCUGGAAACCAUCCAGACGUAUCGCUCUGUCAGUGACAUGGCCUCAAACAAGUUCAAGAGAAUGUUGAAUCGGGAACUGACGCACCUCUCUGAGAUGAGUCGGUCUGGAAAUCAGGUUUCCGAAUUCAUCUCGAACACCUUCCUAGACAAACAGAAUGAAGUGGAGAUUCCGUCGCCGACGUCCAAAACACGAGAAAAGAAGAAGCAGCAGCAGCAGAAGCAGCAGCUGAUGACGCAAAUCAGCGGCGUCAAGAAGGUUUCUCACGGGCCCCUGCUCUCCAGCAGCAGCAUAUCUCGCUUCGGCGUCAAAACCGAUAAGGAGGAACUGCUGUCCAAGGAGCUGGAGGAGCUAAACAAGUGGGGGCUGAACAUCUUCACUGUUUCGGAAUACUCCAACAACCGACCACUCACCUGUAUCAUGUAUGCCAUCUUCCAGGAGCGAGACUUAUUAAAGACAUUUAAGAUCCCGGCGGAUACAUUUGUUGCCUACAUGAUGACACUGGAAGAUCACUACCAUUCAGAUGUGGCCUACCAUAACAGUCUGCACGCUGCCGAUGUAGCACAGUCCACACACAUACUCCUCUCCACUCCUGCUUUGGACGCGGUGUUCACAGAUCUUGAAAUUCUUGCAGCCAUUUUUGCUGCUGCUAUCCACGAUGUAGAUCAUCCUGGAGUAUCGAACCAAUUCCUAAUCAAUACAAACUCUGAGCUGGCACUGAUGUACAACGAUGAGUCAGUAUUGGAGAACCAUCAUCUGGCUGUGGGCUUCAAGCUGCUACAGGAAGACAACUGUGAUAUCUUCCAGAACCUCACCAAGAAGCAGCGACAGUCCCUGCGCAAAAUGGUCAUUGACAUGGUUUUGGCCACAGACAUGUCCAAACACAUGAGUCUGCUGGCCGAUUUGAAGACCAUGGUGGAGACGAAGAAGGUCACAAGCUCUGGAGUGCUGCUACUGGACAACUAUACAGACAGGAUACAGGUGCUGCGUAACAUGGUGCACUGUGCUGACCUGAGCAACCCCACAAAGCCUUUAGAGUUGUAUCGUCAGUGGACCGACAGGAUAAUGGAGGAGUUCUUUCAUCAGGGAGACAGAGAGAGGGAGAGGGGCAUGGAGAUCAGCCCCAUGUGUGAUAAGCACACAGCUUCUGUGGAAAAGAGCCAGGUGGGUUUCAUUGACUACAUCGCACAUCCUCUUUGGGAAACCUGGGCAGAUCUGGUACAUCCUGAUGCUCAGGAUAUUCUGGACACAUUGGAGGAUAACAGGAACUGGUACCAGAGUAUGAUACCUCAGAGUCCUUCGCCACCCUUCUACGACCAGGGCACCCAUGGACACAGUGGAGGCACAGGAGGACAGGGAGGAGGAGAGAAGUUUCAGUUUGACGUAACAUUGGAGGAAGAGGACUUGGACGGAAUCGAAAGAGAUGGCGAAGGGGAGGACGAGGAGGACGAGGUGGACAGUCUUGCGGACUCUCCUCCCCCGGACUAUUUGGACAAUCAAGCAUCGGAGGACAACGAGAUGGUUGAGCCCAUGACGGCGAUAGAGAUCGUGACCCAUGAGGCGUCACCCACAGACACAUAGGGCUUCCAUGACCAGGAUCGUACGGUGAAUUCUUUGGAAAGGAGGGAGAUCCUCAUGCAGCAGUGCUUUUAAUUGAGCCCACGCAGGCAAGGGCUUAGAUUCGGCCCACGAGAGGCAUACUUGGGUGUUUGGAGCAGGAAAUGGACAAACAGUUUCCGAGGUGGCUUCACAGUUCUCAGGAAUUUACUAAUGCGAACAUUUUUGUCUGGAUGGACACGCAAAAGUAGAAACUUGAAGGAUUUCCAUCAGUUUGGAAAACGGUUUCCUUUUCUGGACUGGUAUUUAAUGGACAUUGACACUACUGAGAGACAUUUUGUAUCUUUAGAAUUUUGUUUUUAUACAGAUUUGAUCUAGAAGUAGAAUAGAAUAAGAUCUGCUGAUGGAGACACAUUUGUACAGCCAGAGAAAGUGUUUACUUUUUCUGUACCAUUUGUCAAAGGACUUUUGUGUGCCUUUUUUACUCGUCUUUAUAUAUUUUUUUAUUUAUUGAACGCUCUAGUAUGUCUGAUUAUUUUCUUUUCCCUUAAGAAAAACAACAGAAAAUCUUUUUGUACAUCAAAAAGAUCGGUCUUCCAUGUAUUGGGCAAUAGAGAAAUCCAAAUGUAGAGAAACAAAUAUAUAGACUAUAUAUGUGUGCGGGUGUGGGGGGGUCUUCAUGAAUUGUCACCCCAUUUUUUUUUUACAUACAUGUUUCUGUUAUACGUUUGUUUCUGACUAUAAUAAUGAAAUUCACUGAUUAAUACACAUCCUAAACAAACAAAAACAACAUUUCAUUUGCUAUUAGAACCCAGAGUAGAUUAAAAAACCAAACAUCUUUGCAAAAUCCUGCUGUCUGGAUCACUGAUCAAAGAGGAAAUUAUGACCGCUAAAAUCCCAUCUGUCAGUCUAUUUUUGGCCAACAGGUAUGUUUCAGUCCUAAUAAUCCUGUUAGCUGAAGCAGGUUCUGGCUGCAGGUCCGUAUGAUGUAACUCUCCUCGCUCUUGAGCAAUCAGGCCCAAACUGUUUGAUAAAAGGUACUUUCAGAGCCGCCUGUCUGAAAGGCGCUCUCAGACCGUUGUGAGCUCCCAUUAAAAACCUGUCUGGGCUCCACGGACAUGACCUUAAAACAAUCAGGACAGCUAUUUUCUACCUAGCAACUAAAAUUCCCCACAAGUGACGUCAAUUCAACUUUUUGUACUACUGCAGAACAAUUGGGAUCAUACGGCUUUUGCACAUGGGAAUUCAAUAAAACGUGAUUUAUUGUGGAUCUUUGGUGAGACCUUCAAUUCCUAGAAAGACGAAAAAAUAUUUUUUAUAGUAUAACGAUAGAUCUCCUUUUCAUCUUUUGAAACUUGACAGUAACCUGCAAACCUUCGUUUUUGCUCCCAUGAUUAUUUGAUUUUUUUUUUUAUUUUUGGUUAUUCACAUUUCUGCGUUUUCACAAAGGUUUACUGACACUCAGAAGGUACUUAUGUUUCCUAAAGCAUGCUUAAGUGGCAAUCAUUCGUGCGCAUUAUGUCUGUCGUUGAAAGUGGAAGCGUGUCUUUUGGUGUAUGUCUGGAUCAAGCCUAAUCCCCAUCACUCCACACUUUUGUCUCUGCUGUUUGUUGCCAGGAGCUCAAUUUGGUCCUUUUUGCUGUUUAUAACAGUGUGUAUUUAUUAUAUACUUUAAGCUUGUAAAUAAGAAAAACUGGUUCAUUAUAAAAAAAAAAAAUCUAUUUUAAUUUAUAUGCACUUUGCAUUACCUGAAAGUGGUGGUGUCUCAUGUGUAGAGGCUCUAGGAGAGUCCUUUUUUUAUAUAAAUGUAUUACAGGUUCUUUUUAUAUAUAAAUAUAUAGAUAUAUAUAUAUGUAUAAGCAUAUAUUCGCACAAUGUUUUCCCACCAGAGAAGCAGUGAAAGAUGCAGGUAUGAAAACCCUGUAAAAUUAGUUUAUAACAUAAAAACUAAAAUUGUUUCUUAAUGAUUUCAUGGAAAAGUUAAAGAAAAAAAGGGUAAUUUGUUCCUCAUUUAUAAACUGAACAGGUUUUACUGUUAAAUCGUAAUCUUUCUUUUAGUAAAUUAAAAAUUUGCACAAAAAAAAAAAAUCUUUUUUUUCUUUAUACUUUGACAAUUGACCUUUUACAACCAGGGUUUCAUCUUACUUCGGCAAUAAGGUAAACCAGAGGAGACAUAGAGGACUAUAAAACGUAUAGGCUUGGAUAUAGAAUACAACUAAGAGUCACUAAGUCGAUGCUUAAUUUCAGAUUGCAAGCACAAAUAGCUUGAUUUUUAAAUCACUGGCUAUGGUCAGAUAGAGGCUCAACUGACAAACACAAAGCAAUCAUCUUCUUUUACACUUAACGCACUUCAUGUAAAAGUAGGCGACAGUAUUGGUAGCAUGCUACGACACACUCAGCACGAACGUGAAUUGUUCAGAGUCAACAACAAAACAUGAUAUUUAUGUAACUGAUUGUGCUAAUGUGUAAACUCUUCUGACCAAACUUGUUAGCAGCUUUGAGGUUCAAAUUUGUCAGUAUUACCGUUCUCUAUGUUCAAGCUUUUUCUUUCUUUUUUUUUUUUUUUUGGUCCUAGUUCUGUCCAAAUGGUUAGCCAGAUUUAGCACUAUCUGCAUGAGAGAUGGGGUUCUUCUUACUGUCAAUAAUGUGUUCAAGUCCCCCAGUUGUUGCAGGUGGGUUUUUCAAUGUUUCACACAAUGUAUGGUAAUAUAUUGUAUAUUGUGUUCAAAAUGAAAUCUGAAAUACUUUUUCUAUGAAGUGAUUAAAAGCGAAGCAUGAA